CGAAACGGCGAAGGCCAUUAAGAGCGAUGAAACGGAAUUCGUAGAAACGAAAGAAAGCGUACGAGUCGAUAAAAAUACGGAAAUAAUCAAACGAAUAGUCUCGAGCAUGAGAACGUUGGAAACGCCUAUGAGAGAUUUAACCAAAUUUAUAAAUUCGGCCAAGAAGGAAGCGCUGCCCGUUAAGUCCGAAGAAGAGAAUAGAAAAAUACGAGAGCUAACGGCUUUGAUACAGAUACUGAAUGAUUUACGGGCGACGAGCGUUUCCAUACGUUGCUCGCCCGCAUUUUCCGCAUACUCCAACUCGGAAGAUCUAUUUUCGAAUAUAAUCAACUCCGUGGAUACCGUGGAACGAGCUACAGCUAGUAUUCUUAUUUUGACGCAAGAACAUCUUGUACCUGAACUCAAAGAAAAAUCCCUCCUCGCUCUGAAGAAUCUCGCAAAGCCUUUGGAGUCGAUAGAGAAAUCGUUUUCGGCGGUACUACAGGUUGAAGGAAUAUCGAGAUUAACGACGGAAGAAAGAAACGGAUUAUCAACGGCAAUGGGGGAUCUCGUCGGGAUCGUUUCUACUCUUAGGAAAACCGUUUGCGCCAUCGACGACGCGAGAUCGGUAACGAUCGUCGAGGUCGCGAAACCGACCGAAACGGAUCGAGCGGGACCAUCCGUGGAAACGCUCGUCGCCGACUUACAACCGGUUCUAAAGGAGGCGUUAGAAACUUCCGCCGUUUCCCCGACGGAAGGGAUAACGCGCGAAGCUGCAGAGACUCCGGAGAAGGCUAGAGAAGACAAAGACCACGGUGGUAAGACGAUCGACGAGGUGGAAAAAUCGUUGAGAACGUUCGAUACGUCGACGGUUGCGUCUGGGGGAUCGGUGAUUGCUGAAACCGAAGACGUGAGCAACGAAGGAACGCUGUAUGUAGAAGACGAGCAAGAUUUUCAGGAACAACGCGCGAUCGUUGCGGUCGAUCGAGAAGAAUCUCUUUCGAUCUCGAUGCAAAGUACGUACGUUAAAUGCGUCGAGAAUAUCAUCGGUCCGGUCCAGGAGUUACGAGGAUCUCUUUCUCGAAUGGAGGAAGGACAAGUCGCGUUGGCACGUCCUUUGGAAGAGUUGGAAAAAUCGCUGCGACUCUUAGCGACUCGAGUCGCGGAGACCGCAACUGCGCGGGAUGAGAGCGCGGAAGAAUCGAGACGGGAGCCGUUCACGUUGCAACGAGCCAACGUCGCACUCGUUUUAGAGGAGUUACAAAAAUCGAUAGCUACGAUCGAAGAACGGGUAACGCUCGAAUCCGUCGCUUCAUUCCCUUCGGAGAUUACGUCGGUAGCAACGACGGCGGAAGUGGCGUUAUCUCUGAAAAAAUUACGAGAUUCGACUGCGACGUUGCAGCAGCUCUUUGAUAGCUCAGUACCAACCGUUGGAGCUACCGCAUUACCCUUGGAACGUUUCGCUGUGCUUGCGGAAGGAGCGAAAGAUCGAAAGGUCGACGUCGACUCGCAGAGACAGAUCAAAGAAGAAAACCUUGCUCGAACGAGAGAUGGCAAGGACGUGGAUCGUGCGGCGGCGACGCCGUCUGUCGGAGAGUUGCGAGAAGCGAUCAUGGAUUUGGCAAAGUCAGAGAUCGAAGAAACGGGUACUUUGCAGGAGACUGGACUUGCGUUCGCUUUAACCAAAUGGGUCGAGCCAUUGGAACAAUUGGAAAAUACAGUUUUCUCCGUGCUUGACGAACGUUCAGACGCUCCGUUCGAAGGAUCAUCGACCGCGACGACGACGUUAGAAGACCUGAAAACUUUCGUACAUCGUACCGAAGAAUGUCUUACGAUCGGUCGGAAGAAAUUAUCUUUGAUCGAGGGUACCGAAAGUUCGUCGUUGAUGCAAAAGGCUAACGAGUCUCUGGAAGAUCUCAAAACGUCCAUAGCGAUCGUUCGUCGAUCGGUGAACGUAGAAGAUUCCAACGAACGGCUUUCGGACUUCGUUAACGUCCCGAUCUCGGCUUUGCAAGAUUUGGCGAAGACCGUGGAGGAAGUUAAGAGAGACUGCGCGGUCGUGUUUUUGGAGCCAAAAAUCGCAAAAGCGCUCGAUAUAGGGUCCGGUAAAACAACGCCGAUAAAGGAAAACGUAGCGAUACUCGAGGACGUCGUAUCGCCGAUUCGUCUUUUGCGAGAAUCGAUAGCGACGAUCGAACUGGGAAAAACGUACGAAACCGAAGAGAUGAAAGUCGCGGAAGAGAAAAAGCCUGCAAGUUCGUUAAGUACUCUCGUGGAUCCGUUGCAACAAUUGGAGAAGAUAUUUGUCGCUGCUACGCACAGGGAACGGGUGAUCCUAGAGGAAACGGCAAAUCUCCCGGUAAGCGAAGAAGGCGCGAAAAUAUUGUCCCUUUCGCCGGUACUCGAGGAAAUGGAUCGAACUCUGGCGACGAUACAAGAGCAAGUAACGUUGGAAGGAGGAGCAGAGAGCGCGUCCAAGAGCGACGGAAAUACGUCACAGUUGAUGCAAACGAUCGCCGAGCCGUUGGUCGAAUUAAGAGCCUCCAUAGCGGCCAUCCAGAAAGUCGGCGAGAUUGCGAGCGAGCAAAAUUUGCACGAAUUAUCAGAUAGGGAAAACGUAAGCGCGUUGGAGACAUUCGCGAAAUCUUUGUACGAAUUAGCGGAAAGAAUCGCCGUGGUUGACGAUCAACGGGCGAUCUUCGAGCCCGCGGCCGACACAAUGUCCGAAGGUGCGUCUUCGUUAAAAACUUGGGCGGACAUAGCGGAAGAUGAGUCUCCUGUGAAGGUAACGCGAGCGAUGACGGUCGAGCAAGGCACCGUUGAAAGCCCCACCGAGGCUGUUUCGCCCUUUUCCGAGGAAGAAGACACGAUGCUGAGGACUCUCGCGAGGCCGCUCGACGAAUUGCGAGAAUUCUUGGCGUUGGUCGUCGAAGAACGAAGAACGACCGAGACGACGUCACCUUUUACCCCGAAGGAAGACGCUUCCUUGACGAAGUCCAUAGCGAAACCGUUGUUGGAACUGAGAAACGUUGCCGCCAUGGUAAUCGAGGAAAAACUGGCUAUCGAAUCGGCGAGAGAAAAAGCGUUCGGCGAAGAUGGGGGUCCGGCGAUGUCGAUCGAUCCUCUCAUUCAGCCUCUCGAAGAAGUUUGCAAUUCGAUCGCGAUCAUUCAAGAUCAAAUACUAGUCGAAAGCUUGCAGGAGGAACGUCCCGUUGAAAACGAAUUAGCGGUAUUGAGUGUGCUGGCCGAACCUUUGCUCGAUCUUCAAAGGUGCAUUUUGGUGCUAGAAGAACGAGUCAUAUCACCGGACGUUGAGCCCUUGCCGCAAGAAUUGUCUAAAGCCGACUGGACGACGAAGGAAUGCGUGGCGACUACGACGUUACAAGAGAUCGAAAAGUCGAUAGCCGAAAUUUGUGAACGCGUUACCGCUAUUCAAGCGGAUACGGUCAAGGCGAACGAACCGAGUAAAAUUACCACGCAGGACCGAAUUAUCGUUGAGAAGUUGAUAGAACCGGUCGAAGGUAUCAUAUCUGCGAUAUCGAACGUUGGGGAGGAGAUGAUACCACAAGGGACGGCUGUCGAACGCGGGAUCGAGUAUCAAGCUUUGAAGACGCUCGUCGAUCCGCUCAAAGCCGUUUCCGUCAGCUUUUCUCUCUUACGAGACGAAGCCGGCUUAAAUGUCGACCAAGAGGAAGCUAACAUCGAAGUAAUAGUCGAGUCUCUUUCAAAUUUGGAGAGAUGUAUUUCUAUCGUGGAGGAACAAGCGAUCGGCAAACCACUUGCUGAUCCAUUGUACGGCUCGGAAGUCGAUAAAACCGUUAUGAGUACCUUGAGAUUGCCACUGGUCGAAUUAAAGCGGACCAUUUUAGAGGUGGAGGAUUCCCCGACCGAGUACCUUCAAAACUUGGAAAAACCGUUAAAAGAUCUUUGUGCGACUUUAGAAACGAUAUCAACGGAACAACAAAAUCCGACGGCAGUUCAUUCGAUGACUCGGCAUACGUUGCCAUCUAUAGAAAUGACCAAAUUAUCGAUCAAACUAAUAGACGUCAUUGUCGGUAUUAACGAGUCGCUCGAGAGUGUAGAACAUGAGAUACGGGAUCAAAUUGGACGAGCUGAUAUUGAUGAAUGUACCGAAUGCGAACAAUUAGAGACGUUCAACGCGCCUCUUCAAGAGUUGAAAAAAUGCAUGGUGAGAGUUCAAGAAGAAGGUACGCUCGAAAAAGAAAGGAUAAUGGUGUCGCUCGGUAAAAUCCAUGAAUCCAUUGCUACCCUUAGGAAGCAGCACGCGUCCAAAUCAUUUCCACAAUCUGCGGACAUUUACGAGAAUCAGAAGGUUGGAAUACUUCAACCGCUUUCUCAACAUUUGGAUAACUUGGACGAUACCAUAGCGUCCAUAGAAGCCAAAGAAGAUGUGACGAGCGAACGUUUAGAAGCAUUGGAAAAGCCCCUUCGUAAUCUAUUCCAGGGUCUCAAUGAUUUGCGUGAUAAAUUAUUGAUCGGAAAAGUUCUUUGGAUACCUGACGAUAGGGCAGAAUCGCGUGAAGUAAGUGACACGAAAGAACGAAAAGAUGAUAAAAUGAAAGAUACAGAAAAAACGGAUCAAGUACAAUCACGGCAAGAAGAGCUAACGGAUGAAAAUCUAAAAAAGAAGGAAACUGAGAAAUUCAAACGUGAAGGAGAAGAAGGUCAACAAAAGGAAGAGCAUGAGAAACUAAAUAGGGAGGAAGAAGAACGCACAAGUAAAGAAACUGAGAGACGGAAGCUUGAAGAGGAGGAAAGUAAAAAGAAAGAGGAAGCUGACAAGUUGAAACUAGAAGAUGAGGAGCGUAAAAAGAAAGAGGAAGCUGAGAAACUAAAGCUUGAAGAGGAGGAACGUAGAAAGAAGGAGGAAGCUGAGAAACUGAAACUCGAGGAGGAGGAGCGUAGAAAGAAGGAGAAAGCUGAGAAAGUAAAGCUUGAAGAGGAGGAACGUAGAAAGAAGGAGGAAGCAGAGAAACUGAAACUCGAGGAAGAGGAACGUAAGAAUAAAGAAGAAGGAUCUGAGAAACUAAAACUGGAAGAGGAGGAACGUAAAGAGAAAGAGAAUGAUGAGAAACUAAAGGUUGAAGAGGUGGAACGUGGAAAGAAAGAAGAUUCUGAGAAAGUGAAACUUGAAGAGGAGGAGCGUAAAAAAAUGGAGUAUUCUGAAAAGUUGAAAGUCGCAGGGAAGAAGGAGGAAGAAGUUGCGAUACCCAAACGCGAGAAGGAAGAUCAUAGAGAAGAGGAAGAAGCGGGAGUCGAAGAAAGAAGCAAAAGGGAGAUCGAAGGGGAAACAGAGGAUGAAGAAGAGAUAAAGUCGAAGGAUGAAAGAAAGAGUUGGGAGCAACGAAAGAAAAAAGAGGAAGAAAAAAUUAGACGAGAGGAAGAAGAAGAGAGCAGAGCAGAAGAAGAUAGGAGGCGUAAACGUAAGGAACGUAGAAUGGCGGAGGAGGAAGAGACGUUACGAAAGGAAGAAGCCGAAAGGUUAAGAGCGGAAGAGGAGCGGAGGAAAAGGAAAGAGGAAGCUGAACAGAGCAGAAAGGAUCGAGAAGAAAGAUUAAAGAAACAGGAAAUGGAACGUUUGGAACGUAGACGUGCCGAGGAACGCCAGAGAAAGGAAGAUUUUGGACGCAUGAGAAAGGAGGAGGAAGAAAGGAUGAAUAUAAGAGAGAAGGAGAGGCAAGCUAGACGCGAGGAAAGUGCACGAUUGCUCAAGGAGGAAGAGGAUCGAUUGAGACGGAGACACGAGGAGGAAUUGUCCGCGAUAAAUAAAAGACGACGGGAAAGGGCGAGGGAUGAGAAUUGGUCGAGACUGAGGGAGAACGAAUCUGAUAGAUUUUUGAGAAGCAUAGACGACGAAAGAAGCAGGAGUAGCAGAUUAUCCAGAAUCUCUCCCGACGGAAGAAGUAGAUUUUAUCGCGUUGAUUCUGACUUACAAUUAGAAUCGACGCUUUCGGACUCAUCCAGAUCGUACAGUUGGAGAGAAUCUCUUGCUUCCUCUGGUAGAAGAAGCAUCGACGAUUACAUGGACUACAAAUUACGCGAGAGUUCGUUAAACAGAUCUCUGUACGACGUUGGGUCUUAUUACGGAACAAGAAGACGAAGGGAAGAACGCAUCAACAGGGCAAGGUCCAUCAGCUUGUUGAAAUACGACGAGUAUUACAUGGGCGAUACCGAUUCCACCCUUUCUUACAGCUCGUCGAGUAAGCCUCCUAGAUGUGGCAGAAUGAAGAUUCCUUCUCACAUCGAGUACGAUGAUCUUGAUUCGAGCAGUUUCGACAGUAUUGUGCAAGAUAAAGGAAAGAAGCCGUCGUUCUGUACGCGACUUACAAACAGAACGGUGGGCGAAGGUAUGAGAACGAGAUUAACGUGCACCGUUUUGGGACACCCGGAACCACGCGUUUACUGGAGAAAGGAUGGCCAAGAAUUAUCUCCUACGUCGAAUAAAUAUCAGACUCGAUUCGACAAUGGCAUGGCUUAUUUCGAAUUGAACGAGGCUCGCGUUGAGGACUCCGGCGUGUACACCUGUAUCGCAGAAAAUAUUCACGGAUCCACGUCCACCGAGUCGACUUUGAAAGUCUACAGAGACUUUGUACCACCGUUGUCGCCACCGACGUUUACGAAAUCCAUCAGAGACACAUAUCGACAUUCCGAUCACGAAUUAGCGUUAGAAUGUCGAGUCCGUGGAUACCCAAGCCCUACUAUUUCCUGGUUGAAAGAUGGAAAAGUCCUCGAUGAUGCCAGAUAUACUCAAAAGUAUUUAGACGAUGGUAUUUAUCGAUUAGAGAUAUCGAAUCCCGAUGCUUCGGACAGUGGACGUUACGUUUGCAGAGCGACGAACGAAAUGCAAUCCGCUGAAAUGUCGCACACCGUACACUUCGAAGGACGAGAUCGAAGAUCUGCUUAUAGAAGCAGGCGUAGUCGAAUCGCGGAGGACGAUACGAGCGUCGAAGCGUCGAGGCGGCCUCGCUUUUCAAAUUUCCUAAGCGACCACAGUGUACCUACCGGUGGUACUAUCGCUCUUCAGGUCGAAGUCAAAGGAACGCCAGUACCGGAAGUGAGAUGGUUGCACGGAGAACGAAAAGAACCGAUUUCGAUGUCAAAAGCAAAGACUUUCACGGAAUCUGGCGUUCAUACUCUGAUUGUGCCUGAAGCAACCGAAUCUGAAAGAGGUACCUACAUCUGCAGAGCUGUAAACGCUUAUGGAUACGUUGACACUGCUGCUACGAUCGAAAUAAUAUCUCCCGGUGCGAUCGAUGGUGGAAAACCGGCAAUGUUCGUUUCUAGACCUUCGGAAAAAUCAAUCGCGGUGGCUGUUGGAGAAGAUGUCAGUGUAUCUUUUAGAGUCACGGGUGUUCCGAAACCUCGAGUAACAUGGAUGAAAGGUAUGAAAGAUAUUACGGAUGGUCCGAGAUCGUACAAAGAAGCUAUCGAUGACUAUGUUAGAUUGACAUUGAAAAGAGCGACACCAUCCGACGAAGGUACUUAUUGUAUUUUGGUGAAGAAUCGAUAUGGAUGCGAUAGGAGUUUCUUCUCGAUCUGGAUCAAGCAAAGAGCGAGAUCUCUAACGCCGUUACCCGACUGGAAUCGCUCUGACGCAGGAAGUAUUCAAAACGAGGAUGAAUUGUCUUACAUAAAAGAUGUCCCUGGACCAGUCAGCAGCGAGCCAGUCGUCGUCGAUGGAGGAAAAAAUUGGUUGUCCUUGAGUUGGGGCAAGGCCGAGAGGAGAGGGCCAGCUCCGGUCAUCGCCUAUAAGGUGGACGCAUGGUUGAUGGGUGGGGAUGGUGGUGCUCGUUGGGUCGAGCUGGGCGUCACACCGAUAAACGCCUUAGACGCGUUCAAUCUCCGUCCAGGUGGAGAAUACAGAUUUCGUGUCACCCCACGAAAUCGAUAUGGAUGGGGCGAAUCCGUGACGACGUCGAAUUCCUUCACGGUCAGCGAAGUCGUUGAUCUUCCGGAAUUCAUCAAAAUUCUCCCUGGCCAAUUGAAGGCUCUCGAGGGCUCGACGAUCAAAUUGGAAUGCGAGAUUCGUGGAGAUCCAAAUAUAAAUGUCAAAUGGUAUCGCGAAACAGCCGAGAUCGAUCCUAACAACGAUUCGCGAUAUUCCGUCGGUAGGAGAGGUUUAAGGUGUUCUCUUGCCAUAGAAACUAUAAAAGAAGAUGAUUCCGGCAGAUAUAUUUGCGAGGCAUCGAAUAAAGUUGGUAAAGUGUCAUCUUUCGCUAGAGUACUCGUUGUCACCGAUCCGAAGAUCAUCGAAGCGGACGAGAAACUUAGAUCUAGAAUUUUGGGAGAUGAGCGAGAAGAAAGACCACCGCAGUUCGCCAUGAGAUUACGGGAUAGACGGGUUCAAGUUACUUAUCCCGUACGCUUAACGUGUCAGAUUAUUGGUUAUCCCGCUCCCGAGAUAAUUUGGUUUAAAAAUGCCGUUGAAAUUACUCAAGACGAACGUCACGUCUUUUGGAACGACGAUUCCAACUUCCACACUCUAGAGAUAAUUCAUUCGACGCUCGAGGACUCUGGAUGUUACAUGGUGACGGCAAAAAAUAUCCAUGGUUCGGUGUCCUGUCGAUCUAUCCUCGUAGUCGAUAAAGGAAUUCGUGCUUACGUUGCCCCUGAAUUUCUCUAUGGCCUGGAUGCAGUCUAUGCUGUAAGAUUAAACGACGAAUUACGAAUGUCAGCUCGGAUCGAAGCUUAUCCUAGCGUGGGUGUAGUAUGGCAUCGCGACGGAUUGCGUCUUCGGCCUAGUAGAAGAACUAUCAUGACCUUGAACCACGACGGUACAGUCGAAUUAUCUUUGGCCAAAGUUACGUGCAGGGACGCUGGUGUUUACAGUUGUACCGCGAUCAAUGAAGUUGGCCGUGCUGAGACAUCAACGAGAGUCAAUGUUAUUAUCGGAAUCGACGAAGCAGACGACAAACAGAUCGAAUCUCUUAUCGAAGGAUUGCCAACGGUGACCAUCGCUUCUCCCGAUGUGCCAUAUUCAAAGGAACCGCUAUUUGUUACGAAACCUUUAUCAACCGAGGCUCUCGAAGGAGAUACGGUCAUUAUACUUUGCGAGGUCGUUGGUGAUCCUAAACCGGAAGUUAUCUGGUUGCGCGAUUUCCUUAAGCCCGAUUACUAUAGAGACGCUCCUCAUUUUCGUUUGGUGGAUAACGGUCCUCAAUACAGACUGGAAAUACCUCACGCGAAGCUCGACUUUACCGGAACGUAUUCGGUGAUCGCUCGAAAUUGUCAUGGAGAAGCGAAAGCCAUAAUUUCUUUGCAAAUAUAUGCCAAAGGUCAAGGAAAAGAGACGACGAUGAAAAAGUCGCCGAUUACGCACGGGAAAGUGCUCACCCUGCCCAUGGUAACCAGGGAACUCAGAGAUAUAAGAUGUUGCGACGGCGACGCUGUCACUUUGGAGUGUAAAUUUCUUGCCACGCCCGAACGACCCAACGUUCGUUGGGAAAAGGGUGGAAAGGUAAUAACCAUGGGUAACGAUUUUACGAGUGAAUUCGACGGCGAAGUAGCACGUCUAAGCAUCCAACACGUAUAUCCUGAGGACGAGGGAGAGUACACGUGUGUCGCUUACAACGAACUUGGGAAGGCAUUCACGUCGGCUUGUCUCGUCGUCGAUGUUCCCGAGGGCAAAGAAAACGUACUGAGCGAGAGAUUAUCACGACCGGUCGGUCUACUAUCGGCCGGAUCAACGCCUCGAUCGACUCCACGAUCCACGCCUAUCAGAAGUUUAUCUCCUGCGAUUUCCCACGGCCGCGAACUCAGGUCUCCUCAAUUUCCUCCACGACGUGGUUCGACGAUAAAACGACCAAAGAUCAGUCCACCGAAAUUUUAUUCUGUACCGCACAAUCGAGUGGUCGAAGAGGGUGAAACCGUGCGUUUUCAAUGCGCGGUCGUCGGUCAUCCAACGCCCUGGCUGAAGUGGGAUAAAAACGGAAUCGUUGUCACGCCGACCGCAAGAAUUUCCAUCGUAGAAAAGGACGACGUGAAGAUCUUGGAGAUCGGAGAGGUUACGCAAGAGGAUGCCGGUCUUUACAGAGUUACCUUGGAAAACGAUUUUGGUAGAAUCGAGGCUAGUGCUCGACUCGAAGUGAUAAAUCGGCACGGAUCUUACGGGCGAACUAUAAGAACUAGAAGCGCCUCUCCGAGGAUUCAUCCUUCUUUUUCUCGAAGUCUUCUCGAUACGACUACGAGGAUGGACGGCCGUUUACGAUUGCAAUGCGGCCUGAGAGGAACUCCUAGUCCGACGCCAACGUGGUAUAGGAACGGACGACCUUUGCCCCGUUCGAAUAGAAUAAAGAGGCACUUUGACGGUAAAACCGCGAAAAUCGAAAUUUCGAAAGUAAAAGCGAGCGACGCGGGCGAAUAUGCUUGCGUGGCAACGAACGUCCUUGGUUCAGCGAGGAACACCUGUCAGGUAACCGUACUCGAUCCACACGAUUCUUCAACCUUGGACAAAGAACCCCCGAAAUUCUUGCAAUCGCUUCCCGAAGAGUCGAUCGUCAUGGAGGGAAAUUCUUAUGAACUUCGUACCAAACUUGCUGGUACUCCUCCAUUCUCGAUCAAUUGGUUGAAAGAUAAACGCGAGAUACCCGACGACGAUCUUCAUAAUUACGUUUCGCACAGCGAUGGCGGAAUCUCCCUUAGACUCUCCGAUGCCCAUCCACGAGACGCUGGAGAGUACGCUUGCAUCGUUCGAAACGAAUUCGGAGAAACGUCUUGCGGCGGUCUCCUUGCUGUUCAAGAUUAUAAGGCUAUUCCGAAUCUCGCGCCACGAUUUACUAAAACGCCGCUAACUCGAAUCGUCUCGAAGGGCGAGACCGCGUGUUUCUGCGCACGAGUACAGUGUGGAAAGCCAAUGAACUUUUCGUGGACUAUUAACGGAAAAGACGCCAGGGAUAAUGCUAGAUGCAAGAUCGAGAUAGACGAAAAUGUCAGCAUUUUGAAGAUACGCGACGUCUCCUCGCGAGACACGGGUGAAAUUCGCUGCACAGCUUCCGUCCUUGGAAAUGGUCCAUCGAUCUGCUGUACGACGGAAUUGCGAUUGAAUCGGGUUUCGUGUACGUCCGAAAAUCGCACUUCCAAUGCGAAGAAAGAAAGAAAGAUAUCUCAUAACCGUGAAAAAUCACCGUCUCCGUCGUUUAAUCGUACGCCCGACUCCAAACUCUUCCAGACUCUUUCGAGCUCUUUCAGAAGAUCUAAAAAGGAACAGCAUUUCCUUUCGACGAACGUUUCCCAUCAAAAGGAAGAAAGAUUCAAACGCACGAGAUCGUCCUCGCUUCCUUUAAGAACGAAAGCCUCGAGCCCUAAACGACUGUCUCCGUUACCGAAGGAGAAAAAUGCAGUUCCUUCGACGGAUUUGCAUAUCUCGAAGACGAAGAAAAACGAAUCGAAUGAGAUAGACGUAAUGCCAUUUACGUGCGUAGAACGAUCUCUGUUAACAUCGAGAACGGAUAACGAGUGUAUCAAAGUUGACGACGAAUCGUCCAACGAAUUGGACGAUUUUGUAGCAGCUGCGAUCGUUAAGGCUCCCACCGACGUAAAAGUCUUCAGAGGUAACAAGCUCGUUCUCAGGAUUACCUAUCGUGGCCAUCCCGAGCCACUGGUCAAAUGGUUCCGUGCGGGUCGAGAAUUAAGGUCCGAGGAGAAAAUUGGGAUUACCUACGGUGCCGGUGUCUCUCAUUUAACGUUGGACGAUAUAACGGCGGAUCAUGCUGGAAAAUACGAAGUGUCGGUGGAAAAUUUAUUAGCACUGGAUCGACAAUUUUUUAGUCUCGCCGUUGAAGGACCACCGGAUCCACCGACAGGUACUCCAAGCGUAACGCGUUCGAAGAAUUCGGUAACGAUUGCCUGGAGAUCACCGGCUUACGACGGUGGUUGCACGAUAACCGGUUAUACCAUCGAGAUGAAUCGACGAGAAGAUAACUCCUGGACGGUCAUUGCUGAAUCCUGUCAUUCUCUGAGUCAUACGGUGCUCGCAUCGUCAAACGAUUCUAUCGUCGCUGGUGAAAGCUACCGUUUCAGGGUCAGGGGGGAAAAUAUUCAUGGGGUCGGUGAACCCAGUGCUCGGUCCGAACUCGUUAGGAUACCUCGAGAAGGAGAAACGAUUUUACAGAACGAGGAAGAGGAAGAAUUCGCAGCAGCUUUCGAAGCUCGCACGGUUCAUGCGGAGGACUCGCAAUCGUUCGUCGACAGAUACGAUGUCUUCGAAGAACUCGGGAAAGGCCGCUAUGGCGUCGUUAAAAGGGUCGUCGAAAAGUCGUCGAACGAAAGUUUCGCCGCGAAAUUCGUUAGAACGAUCAAGAGUAAGGAUCGAGAACAAGUUCGCGAGGAAAUAAACAUUAUGAAUAGGCUCAGACAUCCGAAGCUUCUGCUUCUAGCAGCCGCUUUCGAGGGUCCUCGAGAAAUCAUAAUGGUCACUGAAUACAUUUCCGGUGGCGAACUUUUCGAGAGAGUCGUGGCAGAUGAUUUUACUCUGACCGAACGAGACAGCAUGCUUUUUAUGAGGCAGAUUUGCGAGGGCGUCGAGUACAUGCAUAAAAAUAAUGUCGUCCAUUUAGAUCUGAAGCCAGAAAAUAUAAUGUGCCGAACGCGAACUUCCCAUAAAAUCAAGCUCAUCGACUUCGGAUUAGCGCAAACCCUUAAACCGGACACACCGAUCAGAGUCUUGUUCGGUACACCAGAGUUCAUACCACCUGAAAUUAUAAGCUACGAACCAAUUGGGACCGAGUCGGAUAUGUGGAGCGUCGGCGUCAUCUGUUACGUACUAUUAACGGGGCUGUCGCCUUUUAUGGGUGACAACGACGCCGAGACGUUCGCGAAUAUAACGAGAGCCGAUUACGAUCUGGACGAUGAAGCUUUCGACGCUAUUUCGAACGAUGCUAAAGACUUUAUCACUGGUUUACUUGUUAAACGAAAAGAAUCGCGCAUGUCGUCGAGGCAAUGUCUAGAACACCCGUGGAUGGCCCAACAUGCUGAAAGUAUGAGCAGGGUGGCAUUACCAACGGACAAGUUAAAGAAAUUUAUCGUACGUAGAAAGUGGCAGAAAACAGGAAAUGCCAUUCGUGCGCUAGGAAGAAUGGCGAUUCUUUCGGCAAACAGUAAAAAAAGCCCAGCGACGACGGCAGAGUGUUCGGAGACGUGUGGUUCGACCAACAAUACGGACAACUUCGUUAUCGAUGAAAGAGAAAAAUCUUUUGACCCUUCGACGAAUACGGAUAGAAACGAUGCGAAUGAUGCGAUGAACGAGCUAGAAGAGAAUUCGAACUCCUCGUUCGAACUCGAAGGAACGAAACGGAAAAGUAGCCUGUACUCGUUUUGUUACAAAACGGAAGUAAAUAUUUCAUUGCAAGAAGAAUCGGACGGUGAAGUAGGUAAGGACAAAGACGAGGACGAAAGGGAGGAAAUAUUUUCUGCGAUCGAUAACGUAUAUUUGGAAAAUACGGGAGAAAACGAAUUGGCUACGGAAAAAGAACAUUUCGAGGGACGAGACUCGGCGAAUGUAGAAAGGAAAUCAUCGGAAACCGAUACAGAUUCCGUAUCUGGUAGAUUUCAAAAUCAACGACGAGUGUUUCGAGGAGACUCGCGUGAUUCCGGAAUUGCCGAUUGCAAUUCGAAUUUAGCUACUUCGUCGUUGCAAUUAGACGAGUUGGGAAUCGUUUCGAUCAUCGAAGAGGAAACGGACAGCGAGACUAGUUCGAAAUCUUCGAGAGACGAUACAGGGAGUACCGAAGCUACCUCGCAAAGUAACCUAAUUAAAGCUUCGCGCGAGACUAAUCCCGUCCAAGAAGACGCCAAUCAAAAUCAGGAUGCAAGGAUGAUCGUUGCUCGCAAUCGAGAAAAAUUCGUUCCUACGGGGAACGUCAGUCGUACAGCAAAGAUGUUUGAACAGGAGGCAGCGUCCUUAAAAUCAUUGGCAGCCUCUCAAAUUCAGAUUGUACAUCGCGCCUAUCCGACAGCAACGAUGGCCACUGGUAAACCGCACAACGAGAGGAUACAAAGAGUUUUUGCCUUUUGGAAUAAAUAAGAAGACUUUUUUAGUUGUGUCCAUUCUUUUUUUUUAUCGAUGAGAUAUAUCAAGUUUUUCGAAAAUUGACGGCACCGUAUUUAAUUUUUUCAUUUCAUCGCCUACUCGCGCGCACACGCACACACACACACACACACACAUCAAAACACACAAUUAUAAUCGAAUACAAGUGUUAUGCGAAUAAGAAUCUUCUUAACCAGUUAGCUGUCAUUGACGAGUAUACUCGUCAUGGAGAAAUGGCAAUAUUUUGUUGUGUUAUGACGAGAAUAUUCGUUAUUCGUCGAUGUAAAAAGUAGUUACCAUUUGUUAUUUAAGUUAAGUAAAUAAAUAUUAGUAAUAAAAUUAUUAAUUUCAUAAAGGACUAAAAAUCAUUUGAUUAUAACUCAAUAUUAAAAUAGCUACGCGCGUUCGACGAGUAUACUCCUUAUCGCUUCAUUUUUGCUACACUUUUUCGUGCGCACUUUUACAAUAGAGUGAUACAGCCAACUGGUUAAGGUAUUAGUCAAGUUUCUUCGAUAAGACCGAAUAAUGGAAAAGCUAUCGUGUCUUGUUGUUGAUCGUGUCUAUAAUGUUCAUGUAGAUACUUACUUUUAGUGAGAAAUAAAAUUUAUUCAAGUAUUGUUAUAA
This is a messenger RNA of Vespula pensylvanica (western yellowjacket), 14647 nucleotides long. Its product is annotated as titin-like. Gene Ontology annotation, biological process: protein phosphorylation. Gene Ontology annotation, molecular function: ATP binding; protein kinase activity; protein binding. The record is from RefSeq and is a predicted model, not a curated record. The transcript is spliced from 36 exons. The coding region runs from base 107 to 14020 and encodes 4637 amino acids. NCBI's taxonomy places the organism in Eukaryota, Metazoa, Arthropoda, Insecta, Hymenoptera, Vespidae.